AUGUACAAUGUUAACGUAAAAAUGAACGACAAUAUGAACAAUCAAAUUAAAAACGAACCCAACAACAACAUCAAAAACAACAACAGCGUUUAUAAUGUGAGAAAUAUAAACAACAUUAACAAAGUUUUGAAAAGUGUGGCCAACAUAAACAACAACAAUGAUAACGACAGCCUAAUCUAUUCAAAUUUACAACAAAUUCCUGAACAACAACGGCGUUUGCCACAACUGCCACAGCAGCAGCAAAAACAGCAUCCACAAAGGCAGCAGCAACAACAGCAGUAUGUUGAAGAUUUGAAGAAGAACCAGCAGUUACUUAUCCAGCAACAAUCCUCGCAGCUACAGCAACAAAUUUUUCAACUGGAAAUGCAACAAAAGCAGCAACAGCAGCAGCAACAGAAGCAACAGCAGCAGCUGCAACAUCCACAGCUAACAAAGCCGAGCAUUCAGAAACUGGUCUACAUCGUCCAACCGACCAACACUUGCUAUUCAAUAAUUGCAGCCGCCCCUGCGAAUUUUUUGCCAGCAGCAACCAAAACAACAGCAACAUCAACCAAAACAACACCAGCAACAAAAAUUGAAACGAUACCACUAACAACGACAACAAUGAAAUCAACAACGGCAACAAGAUUGCCAUCAAAGACAUCAACCUUUAUGACAUCAACCUUGAUGUCAGGAAGAGAAAAUAAUGCUAACAAACUUGAUUGCAUUGCCUUAACGUCCGUUAAUGUUUCCCAGCAUGAAGAUAUAAACUCGACAUCAAUGUCGUUUCAACAACAGCACUUCAAACCACAGCCACAACAACACCCACAGUUCAAACAACAACCACCAUUCAGACAACAACUACAGCUUAACGAGAUGCAACAACCAGCAGCAGCAACAAAGCUGGCAACAUCAAUUCUUAACCCCCAACAAAUCAAACGCAGUCAAAAUCAACAAAACCAAAUACAACAACAUCAACAAAAGCAAUUUCAACAAUCAAUUCCACAAAAACAACAACAAUUACCACAGCAAAUAAGCAACGUGUCGACCAAAGUUAAACAGAGCAUUCUUCAACGUUAUCUUAACGAUUCUUUACAAAGGCAGCAACAGCAACUGCAGCAGCAGCAACUACAAUUACAUUUCAUCCCAUCCCCAACACAAAUUAAUGAUUUGCAAAAUCAGUUCACCAUUCUAGACACCACAACAUCAGAAUACCAACAACUGCUACAACAACAACAACAAUUACAUCAACAGCUGCAACAGCGGCAGCAACUGCAGCAGCAACAACUGCAGCGACAACAACUACAGCAGCAGCAGCAGCCAUCACCAACAAUCUCAUCCACACCACCAUCUCCCACUUAUACGCACGCCACGGACGAUCACGUGAUGCGUGACCUCGAUUCGAACCUUGACCUCUACCGGAAACGCAACACUUCCGGCUCCCUCAGCUCCCACGACUACGAGGAACUAUCUUGCUCAUCCAGGAGCACACCGACGCGUGAAAAUGGUUGCUAUGGCUACCAACAUGCCACACAGGACGGCUGUCUGGAUGUUGAGGGCAAGUACAAGACGGAUUCUGUUGUGGAAACAAACAAACAAACCCACAAACACACUCAUAGCACGAAAGAUUUGCAUUGGAAAGAAAUCAGUGCUGCCUUGGGACUCACACUCCUCGCCAGAGCACUCUCAUCAAAGAAUAUUUAUUGA
Molecule: messenger RNA, 1686 nt
Organism: Helobdella robusta
Lineage: Eukaryota; Metazoa; Annelida; Clitellata; Rhynchobdellida; Glossiphoniidae
Exons: 3
Coding region: 1-1686 (561 amino acids)
Source: RefSeq, a predicted model, not a curated record